Molecule: messenger RNA, 867 nt
Organism: Callorhinchus milii (elephant shark)
Lineage: Eukaryota; Metazoa; Chordata; Chondrichthyes; Chimaeriformes; Callorhinchidae
Gene: ntf3
Product: neurotrophin 3
Exons: 1
Coding region: 34-810 (258 amino acids)
Biological process (GO): positive regulation of peptidyl-serine phosphorylation; nerve growth factor signaling pathway; memory
Molecular function (GO): growth factor activity; nerve growth factor receptor binding
Source: RefSeq, a predicted model, not a curated record
ACUUUUCCUCAGCUUUUACAGGUGAACGAAGUAAUGUCUAUCUUGUUUUACGGCAUGCUUCUCACUUACCUCGGUGGCAUUCAAGCUACUCCACCCACGGACAGAAAAAGUUUGUCGGAAAACUCGGUGAAUUCUCUCAUCAUUAAAAUAAUCCAGGCCGACAUUCUGAAAGCCAAGCUCUCCAAACAAACCGAAGGGGUCAAGGAAAAAUACCAGGACACCAGAUACAAAAGCGACGCUUUGAAGAACACAGAGUCGAUGGGAAAUACAAUGUCCGAUUUCCAGCCGAUCAUCUCAGUUAACGCCGAAUUGUUGAGGCAGAAAAAGCGCUAUCAUUCGCCUCGAGUGUUGCUGAGUGAACGGCCGCCUUUAGAACCACCCCCUUUGUACUUAAUCGACGAUUUCAUCGGGGAUUCCAGAAUGGGGAAUAGAACAGCGAGGAGGAAAAGGUAUGCGGAUCACAAGGGACACCGCGGGGAAUAUUCUGUGUGCGACAGUGAAAGCCGAUGGGUCACGGACAAAACCGCAGCCACUGAUAUCAGAGGGCGGCAGGUAACUGUGCUGGGAGAAAUCAAAACUGGCACCACCGCCAUCAAACAAUAUUUCUAUGAAACUCGAUGCAGGGAGGCCAAGCCGGUUAAGAAUGGCUGCAGAGGCAUCGAUGAUAAACAUUGGAAUUCCCAGUGUAAAACCAGCCAGACCUAUGUCAGGGCAUUGUCGACAGAAAAUAAGAAAUAUCUGGGAUGGAGAUGGAUAAGGAUAGACACCUCGUGUUUGUGUGCGUUAUCCAGGAAACUAGGGCGGUCGUGAUUUUUUUUUUUGGUCUUCUCUCUGUGUGGAUAUAAAUUAUUACCUUAAAUUAUAUGA